UAGAUUUUCUACAAGUCUAGAUAGUAUUGCCAAUUCGUUUUUAAUUUGGAGUAGGCUAGGUUGUUCAGAGUUCUCUAUUGUGUAAAAAAACUUAAAAAAUAGGUCGAACGCCGAAAGAAAAGGAAGUGGGAUAAUAACAAAAAAUUACGCUUUAACAGCAACGAUAGAAAACAUGGAAUUCAAAGUCACUUUAUUUGCCUUGUGUUUAUUAGGAAUCUUUGCUUUGUGUCAAGCAGAUUGCAUUUGGUACGGACAGUGUGGCGACAAUCCAAAAGUUCCCGGGGAUAAAAAGAUUAACUGCCCCUAUUCAGGCCCACCAAAACCAUUUGCCACACAAGAGGGGAGAGACCUCUUUGCUACCAACUGUCCUGGGCUUUAUACAGGGCCUGGUGUGGAGACUUGUUGUUCUGAUGCCCAAAUAAAAACUUUGAGUGACCAAGUGGCAUUUCCUCGUCAGGCUUUACAGCGAUGUCCAAGCUGUUUCUACAACUUCAUGAACCUGUGGUGCUAUCUCACCUGUGGGCCAAAGCAGGCUGAGUUUAUGUCUGUGAAUACCACAGUAGACCAAAGCAUAAAUGGGACGACAGAAAAAGCCAUACUGUCUGUUGAAUAUGUUGUAUCUACUAGCUCUGCACAAGGAAUGUUCAACUCCUGCUUGAACGUACAGAUGCCAAGCUCAAAUCAACCAGCACUAUCUCUCCUUUGUGGUGAAGAUGCUGACACAUGCACCCCCAAGAAGUGGUUAGACUACAUGGGGACCACAGAAAAUGGACAAGCCCCUUUUGAUAUUCAUUUCCACAUCAGUGAUAAAAAUUUAACAUUCAAUGGAACAGUUCUGAUGCCCUUGAAUAUGGACCCCUUCCCUUGCGACAAAGCCCCAUCAAACACAACAGAGCCUUGCAGCUGUCAGGACUGUCAGGCAUCCUGUGCCCCCACCCCAAAGCCCAAGCCCCCAGAGCCCCCCUGUGAGAUCCUCCACAUAGACUGCUUCUACUUCUCCUUUGGCGUCGUGUUCAUCGUCUUUGUCCUGGUGUUUGGCUGCUACUCCAUCUGCUACAACAUCAUGGUCCAGGAUUCCCUGCGGCUGGAAGAGCCAGGUGAACAGACAAGCUCCGGCUGUUGCGUCAAGGGCACAGCCUGGGCUGUGACAAGAAACACACGUAAACAACAGUACCUUGAGAACAUAAGCAAAGACCAGCUGGGCUGUUGUGAGAGCAUUGGCGCCAAGAUGGACGCUUUCCUGGAGAGGAGUUUUUACAAGUGGGGUUUGAUGUGCGCAAACCACCCCUAUCUUGUCAGCGUUAUUGUGUUGGCCAUCUUUGGAGGUCUGUGUGCAGGCGCGGCCUUCUUUACAGUAACAACAGACCCUGUCAAGUUGUGGUCCGGCCCAGACAGUCGAGCCAGGACAGAGAAAAAUUUCUUUGAUUCCCACUUUGUCCCAUUUUUCAGAACUGAACAACUAAUCAUAAGCAGACCCAAUAACCACACUGUAUUUAGCUACAAGAACCAGAACUAUACAAAUAUUUUUGAUUUGACUUUCUUGCAUGAGGUACUGGAGCUCCAGCUGGCUAUAGAAAGUUUAGAAGCCGAGUACGAGAACAGGACCCUGACCCUGAGUGACAUAUGCUUUGCCCCCAUGAGCCCAGACAACAACAACUGCACCAUCCAGUCCAUACUCAACUACUACCAGAACGACCCAGGCAUGCUAGACAAGGUCGCCUAUGAUGAUUACGGCUGGUUUGUCGUGGCCACCUACCUGGAUCACUUUGAAUACUGUGUCCAGUCCCCCUAUUCUUUGAAUGACACCACCAGGCUUCACACCCCAUGUCUGGCUACUUAUGGAGGUCCAGUUUUCCCAUGGGUAGCUCUUGGAGGUUUUGAAGGCAAAACCUAUAGAACAGCCACUGCCCUGGUCAUCACAUUCCUGGUCAACAACCACCAGGACCAGAGUAAGAAUGGCCCAGCCAAGGCCUGGGAGAGUAAGUUUAUUGAGUUCAUGAAGAACUACACGGCCGCUCACGAUGAUGUGGAGAUAGCUUUCUCUUCAGAGCGAUCGAUUGAGGACGAGAUUGACCGUGAAAGUGAGAGUGAUAUCUUGACCAUCCUGUUGAGCUACCUCAUCAUGUUUGGGUACAUCACCAUCACCUUAGGGCAGUACACCUCGUUUCGGAGGAUACUGGUGGAUGCUAAGGUUACCCUAGGGCUCGCAGGUGUCAUCAUUGUCCUGUUGUCUGUGGGAUCUUCUCUGGGAUUCUACAGCUAUAUUGGUAUCCCAUCCACCUUGAUCAUUGUUGAGGUGGUGCCUUUCUUGGUGCUGGCUGUGGGUGUUGACAACAUCUUCAUCCUCGUACAGACCAGUCAGAGGGAGCCCAGUGUGGAUGGAGAAACAGUGGAAAACAGAAUAGCUCGUGUUGUGGGCAAAGUUGGGCCCAGUAUGUUGCUGACCAGUCUGUCUGAAUCUCUCGCCUUUUUCCUAGGUGCCAUGACAGACAUGCCAGCUGUCAAGAUCUUCUCGUUGUAUGCUGCCAUGGCCGUGAUGUUUGACUUCCUGCUGCAGAUCACCAUCUUUGUGUCUCUGCUGACAUUAGAUGCUAAAAGACAAGAGAGUAACAGAAUAGAUGUUCUGUGCUGCCAGAAGCUGCCACUGAAGAAACGUAAAGCCCACCAUGGGUUACUGUACACAGUUGUUGACAAAUACUACUCACACUUUUUGAUGAAGGAAUGGGUCAGGCCGAUUGUUAUGAUUGUUUUUGUGGGCUGGUUCUGUGCAAGUGCUGCUAUGACAUCAAAGGUUGGAAUAGGUCUGGACCAGUCUCUCUCCAUGCCAAAGGAUUCCUAUGUGCUGAAUUACUUCCACAAUUUGAGCAGAUACCUGUCUGUGGGGGCGCCGGUGUAUUUUGUGGUAGAGAGUGGGAUCGACUACUCCACGUACCAGGGUCAGAACGACGUGUGUGGUAUAAGUGGGUGUCCGCAGGACUCGCUCGUCCAACAGAUCAACCACGCAGCUUUGGAGCCUAGCUAUACCUAUGUAGCCCAGCCUGUCUCGUCAUGGCUUGAUGACUACUUCUCCUGGCUCUCCAGUCCAGCUUGCUGUAGAUUCAACAAUCUGACAGGGGCUUUCUGUCCAUCCACUGAGGUGAACGCAUCAUGUAUUCCUUGCCCCUUGGACCACACUGAGAAAGGUCGACCUGUUAAUGAGACCUUUGACAAGUAUAUUGCCUGGUUCCUGAAGGACAACCCAGGCAUCAAGUGUGGAAAAGGCGGUCAUGCGGCGUACGGUACAGGUGUUCAGUUGUACACAGGUGAACACAAUAGGACGCGGGUUGGAGCCUCCUACUUCAUGACUUACCACACCAUCCUGAAGACAUCAGAGGAUUACAUCAAUGCUCUGAAAGACGCCAGAGAAAUUUCUGACAACAUAACCAAAACUUUAAAUAAAGAUGGUGGACAUUAUAAAGUUUUUCCUUACAGUGUCUUCUAUGUGUUCUAUGAACAGUACCUCACCAUCAUCAUGGACGCCAUCUUGAAUGUUGUCUACUGUCUGACAGCCAUUUUGUUUAUAACUUUCAUCUUGUUGGGUUUUGACCUGUACUCUGCUGUGGUGGUGGUCAUCACGAUUAUCAUGAUAGUUGUUGAUAUCAUGGGCCUGAUGUAUCUGUGGAACAUAGACCUCAAUGCCCUCUCCCUUGUAAAUAUAAUCAUGGCUAUUGGUAUCUCAGUGGAGUUUUGUUCCCACAUUAUCCGAGCCUUCGCCAUCAGUGUGCUGACAACACGUAAAGAGAGAGCUAAGGAUGCUCUAUCACACAUGGGCAGCUCAGUACUAAGUGGUAUCACCCUGACCAAGCUGGGUGGCAUCAUCAUGCUGGGCUUCUCCAAGUCUCAGCUGUUCCAGGUGUUCUACUUCAGGAUGUACCUGGGCAUCGUGGUCUUUGGCGCUACGCACGGGCUCAUCUUUUUACCUGUCUUUCUCAGUUAUUUUGGCCCACCUGUAAACAAGGCCAAAUAUUACCUGAGCAAAGAGAACGAGAGGGACCCAACCAACCUGUCCAGCACCAGAUCUAGUCGCCAGUCUAACGGCACCUACACACCGUCCUACGACAGUCCACCAGACUACAGCACCAUAGGCAGAUCUUCCACCAUUGAAACAUAAGGACUUCACUGAUACAUUCAUGGUCAGUGCCACUCAAUGUCUGUUGGUCAAAUCAACACACUUGAGACAGACUUUCUUGGAUUAUUUUAUAAAGACAGUGCUGGUUGUGUGAUUAGAUGAACUCCUAUUAUUCACAUCAUGUCUUCAUGGUUAACUCGUAUGGAUAGGCUCUGCACUAAAGCCAGAGACACUUCAGAUGAUUCCAUUCAACGUCUCUUUAUAUCUCUAGCUACGUAAAGAUUAAAGACUGCAGCAUUUGAAAAAAUUUCCAUGUAUUUUUAUGAAGACGGUAAAUAAUUGACAUGCGAUUGUCUUCCAUAUUUCUGUAAUUUAUAAUAGUAUAAUGGCAUUAAGCUCUGAAAGAAUGGUGUAUUUUAAGAAUGAUAACCACAUGAUUUAUGUUGUUUAUAUGACUGAAUGUUUUUAACUGAACUCAUGGCUGUGUGAGUGAAAGAAGCAAUGUGAUUGUGGUGAUUGCUUGUGUACAUACACACAUAUUUCUGGUUUGGAUUUAUUUACUGUUAAUGUAAUGUGGUCUUUCAGAGCUUAAAAAUUAUUUUCUUGAUUAUUGUAGAAAAAACUGUUUACAUGCAUAGAUUUAUAUGUGUUUCAGAUUUUUAAAAUUUCAAAGGAUAAAAAAUAUUAAACCUUAGUGCUAAAAUGUGGUUUAAGUAUGGAAUAUUUUUUUUUUUGUAAAAAUGAAAAAUCAGGAAUUAUGACUGCUGCAGUCCAUCAUAUAUCAAAUAAUAUUGUCAACUGUUAAAGCCUUUUUUAACUUGUGAACUCGGAUAUUUCAAAAUGUUUACUUUGUGACAGGAGUACCUGUAGCACAAAGGCAGUUAUUCCCUUUUAAAAAUGUACCAUUCCUCUUCGUGAGAAUAAUUCCAAGCCUCUAAGCACCAGAUACUGGUGUUACCAUGACAACUACUGAAAAAGUUUUAAACAAAAUGAGAUUAAAUAAUUUAUCUGUCAUGUCCAAUGUCUACUGAAAUCAGCCCAUUGAUAAUUUUUGGCCAUGCUGCAUGUAAAAAUUUUGUUUUCCCCUCCGGUGAAAAUGGUCCUGGUUUAAUUUGCAACAAUCAAAAGUUGAUAUUAAGUUAUACUGGCUAUGAACUGAAUCAGCAAUGAAUCUACUUGAAGAUGAUAUCCAAGGGAUUAUGCACAUAUUGUAUAGCAAAAACAGGAUAUUUGAACCCACCCGCUACACCAUACAUUUCCUUACACCACUACGUGUUGUUAAAUUACAUUUAUAGAACAUUCACCCUUCCCCAAAACCACACCACCAUUUUUUGGUAUAUUUUUUUGUAUUGUAAUUUGCAUUGGAUAAUUUUUUUAAAAAUUCGUGUAAACUAAUACAUUGAAGCAUUCUAUAAAGCAGAAUCUAGGCAAAAUAAAAAGACAAAAGAAAGUCAACAGGUGUUAAUUAUUGCUUUAUAGUUAAACCUACCCCGACCCAUUAUAUUAUGUAUGUGCACAAUCCCUGUAGGUGACACAAUAACGUGUUUACAUUGAUAAUCUAUACAUUGGGUAUGUGCUGAUCCGUUUUGAGAUAAUAGAUAUAUUUAUUAUUAAAUAGUUUUGACUAGGUCAUCUUCAGUAUUUUAUGGUUAAUAUAACAGUACAGGAAGCUUUUUAACUUAAAUUGUUCUUUUUCUUUUAAAAAUUAAAUUUUCAUCUUGCUUUUUUACUAGUUUGAAAAAUUAUUUUAAAAUCUGUUUAUUGUAAUAUGUAAGAGAAAUGUAAUAUUAUUUUUGUAUGGUAGGAGGUCAUAGUUCUUGCAUUCCUUUUUUAGUUUAUUCCUUUAUCUUGCAUAUAAAGCUCAUCAGAAAUGCCAGUGCAAUGUAAUAGAUGUUAAAAUAUUUAAAUCUUGUUUCUUUCCUUAACAUUUUAUGUUUCUGUGAGUAAAUUGAUGUGCACAAAUGACAUCUGUGGAAUAAAUUGUCCAAAGAUUUUUUUAGCAUCUCAUUCUUUUACUCCCCUUGCCAUAGUUAAAGUGGGUUUGUAAAUAUAAAUCAUUUAAAGCUUAUGUACAAAAAAAUGUCUUGUUUUUGUGUACAUUUAUAGAAAGGGUAAUUUCAUUUAUUAUUGAUUUAGGUUAGCUUCAGUUUGAAAGCUUGUAUUUUAUUUCUUUGAAAAAAUUGGUAACAAACUAAUCAAACAUACCUUAGCAACACCCAUUGUUUUAAAAAAAAAUUCUGUUUUUUUUUUCUUCCAGAAAAAUUUCUUUACAUUUUUUUUUGUCUUGAACUAGAACCUUCUACAAAUCAAUACAAAAUAUUCUUAGUCUGCUGAUGGUUUACUAUGUUAUGGCCUUGGUGUAUUCAUACACCAAUUAUAACUUGAACAGCACAGGUGUUGUUAAUAAAUAAUAAUUUCCAAUGCUAUAAUUAAUUGAUGAUUUAUACUUGGAAGAAAGUUUACUGGGCAAAAUAACUGAACAAAUGUUUAUUUUGUAUUAAAGAAUCAAUUACACUAA
This is a messenger RNA of Physella acuta, 6626 nucleotides long. RefSeq names its product NPC intracellular cholesterol transporter 1. The record is from RefSeq and is a predicted model, not a curated record. Gene Ontology annotation, cellular component: plasma membrane. Gene Ontology annotation, biological process: sterol transport; intestinal cholesterol absorption; cholesterol homeostasis. Lineage: Eukaryota; Metazoa; Mollusca; Gastropoda; Physidae. Gene Ontology annotation, molecular function: lipid carrier activity; cholesterol binding.